Myodes glareolus (Bank vole) is the source of this 1030-nucleotide messenger RNA. RefSeq names its product DNA polymerase epsilon 4, accessory subunit (gene Pole4). Gene Ontology annotation, cellular component: epsilon DNA polymerase complex; nucleus. Gene Ontology annotation, molecular function: protein heterodimerization activity. Gene Ontology annotation, biological process: DNA-templated DNA replication. Lineage: Eukaryota; Metazoa; Chordata; Mammalia; Rodentia; Cricetidae. The record is from RefSeq and is a predicted model, not a curated record.
AUGGCGGCGGCGGCUGGGAGCGGGACGCCCAGAGAGGAGGAGGCUCCCGGAGGGGAGGCCGCGGCUACGCAGGCCCAAGCCCCGACGACUGCGCCCGGGGCUCGGCUCUCCAGGCUGCCUCUGGCCAGAGUGAAGGCUCUGGUGAAGGCGGACCCUGACGUAACGCUCGCGGGACAGGAAGCCAUCUUUAUCCUGGCGCGUGCCGCGGAACUGUUCGUGGAGACCAUCGCAAAGGAUGCCUACUGCUGUGCUCAACAAGGAAAGAGGAAAACCCUCCAGAGGAGAGAUUUGGAUAAUGCAAUAGAAGCUGUGGAUGAGUUUGCUUUUCUAGAAGGUACCUUGGAUUGAUUACGGAGCUGGAUGACCUGGUGAGCCUUUGCUGCGUCCUUCAUCUUUCCCCGUGCAAGCCUCAGCUUUGGAGAGAGUCUGCGCGUGCACACAAUCUUCUUCUACUUUCCCCAAGCUGCAGAGAUCUCCACAAAGUCUUCCCUUCCUCAGUCUGUCUUCCACAGCCUGGAUGUAGCUGAUGCUGCUUGGGGCAGCCAUGAGAGGACUGUUCCGCAUAAGUGUGGCUCAGUGAGUGAGGAGACCAGAAUAAAGGUCUUUGGUCAGCUUCAUUCCUGUGUUUUAUGGUCCUGCCUUUGCUCUUGCCCUGUGACCGGAGAACCCUGUGGUCAGGCACAGACUUUUCCUCAUCUACCAACCAUCCUGAGUCAACGUUUUUAUUAACUUUGUUCUUUCUCAGCAUAUCAUUGGAAUGUGGGUCUAUAAUUUAUGGGAUACUGUACUCUUAGGAGUACAAAUCAGUAAUUCAUGUGUCAUAAACAAUUUCGACUGUAAAGUUCAGUGUUUUUUUAAUAUUCAUAGGUAUAUAUAGUGACAUUUUGAACAUCUUGUGAACAGAUUCACAUGAGUCUUUUGUUUGACAAGAUUUAGAUUAUGUUAUUUAAAUUUUAUCUAUGCUAUCGUAUGUAUUUGUACCGUUUCCUUUAAGUUGUGAGAUAUACAUAAUAUAAAGCUUCCCAUUUGA